AUGAGCGGUCCUCUUCGAAGUAAGCAAGGCUGCUGGACCUGCCGCUUGCGCAAGAAGAAAUGUGACGAGGGCCGGCCGCUGUGCUCUCUAUGUACAUCUUUAUCCAUUACUUGCUAUGGCUAUGGCCCAAGACCUGACUGGAUGGACAAUGGUGAGGAGGAAAAGGCGGUUGCAAGUGGCAUCAAGGAGAUCGUGAAGCACACCUCGAGACGCAAAGUUACGACUCAAAUUUCUUCGAGGCAGCGGGACCACAUUAUCAGAAUAGCGCCCAAUCCCUCGAAUGUGCCUUUGGGAAGUUCUUCUUCGGGUGCCAUAUCAAAUCGCCAGCUUGAUACGCCACCUCCAUCGGACCAUGGCUCUUCUCAAGAGGGCGGAAUUCAAGAGGUGCAAGAUGCAUCAAACGAAACUUUUCCCCUUCAAGACGAUGAUCAAGCAGUACCUGCAUCUGUGUUCUCCAUCCCAGUGGAUGAGACCACUCUCUUGAUGCAUUUCCUGGAUGACUUAUUCCCCUUACAAUUCCCCUUGUAUAAACCGAGUGCCUUGGAAGGUGGACGAGGCUGGCUACUACCUCUCCUGCUUCGUGUAAAACCACUGUACCACGCCGCCCUAACUUUUGGUGCUUACUACCGGACUGUCGCACUGCCAACUAUAAGCCAAUCCAGUCGAGUCGCUGCCAAGAUCGAGCGAGGCAACCACUUCGAAAUUUGUAUAAGAUCGCUCAAUCAGUUUGCCAAACAUUCUUGUCCAUAUAGGAAACUGGGGAUUGUGACUACAGUUGUUCAACUCACAUUCUAUGAGCUAUUUACUGGCGAUGGCGACACAUGGCAGCCCCAUCUUCGUGCAGCAAUGGGUAUGUAUAAACGAGGCAAUGAAGGAAGCCUGGAAGAUAUUGGUCUGGUCGAGAAAUCGAGAAGAAUCUUAUUCGAGGAUCACCCCAUCACCGAAUACGAGCCUGAGACUACGGAGGAAGUCGCAACUUUUCGAUUUGUGUUCGGCUGUAUCAUUUGGCUAGAUAUCCUUUCGUCCAUUAUGGCGGGAACGGCUCCGCAUCUACUCCCGUAUCAUUCCCGCGUCAUCACUCUCAAUUCUCAGACCAAACUUCAAGAUAUUAUGGGCUGUAAAGACGGUGUGAUCCUCCUGCUUGGCCGCCUUGCUGCGAUAUAUGGGCAAAAAGUUCAAGCCUCGCAACAUGCAGCUUUCGAUUGCUCCCAACUUGAGCAGACAGUCGAUGAGAUGAGUCAGGAGAUCCAAUGUGGUCUGACCCAAGGCGCCUUGGAGAAUAUCAACAUCUCUAGCGCGAUUUCCGCUCCAUCAUUCAACACUAUGCUAGACCCGCCAACGCUCGUCACGCACAUGUUCCUUUACAUGGCGUCAAUCUAUCUCCAUUUGCUGGUCCAAGGCUUUCAGCACUUAAUACUUUUAGACAAAACGAUCUCUGAAGCCAUGACAAUGCUCCGAACUCGAACCUCAACAAAUCUGUUACCGUCUUUGGUAUGUCCGUUGUUCUUCGUCGGUUGUGUGGCAAGGCAAGAAGACAAGCAGUUCUUCCGGAGCGCUUUCUCCUCGCCGCCAUUGCUGAAUUCAUCACUCAAACAUCGCGGAAGGGUUUUGCCUAUUCUGGAAGAUAUCUGGAGCAAAAGGGCGACGAUACUUGGCUUUAGUUGGGAAAACUGUGUUGAGCUUACGAAGAAUCUCUUGUUGAUCUGA
This is a messenger RNA of Hyaloscypha bicolor E, 1707 nucleotides long. RefSeq lists its product as uncharacterized. The transcript has 3 exons. NCBI's taxonomy places the organism in Eukaryota, Fungi, Ascomycota, Leotiomycetes, Helotiales, Hyaloscyphaceae. Gene Ontology annotation, cellular component: nucleus. Gene Ontology annotation, molecular function: transcription cis-regulatory region binding; DNA-binding transcription factor activity, RNA polymerase II-specific; zinc ion binding. Gene Ontology annotation, biological process: positive regulation of transcription by RNA polymerase II. The record is from RefSeq and is a predicted model, not a curated record. The coding region runs from base 1 to 1707 and encodes 568 amino acids.